Messenger RNA from Cajanus cajan (pigeon pea), 1782 nucleotides. RefSeq names its product protein PIN-LIKES 3. Gene Ontology annotation, biological process: endoplasmic reticulum to cytosol auxin transport. Lineage: Eukaryota; Viridiplantae; Streptophyta; Magnoliopsida; Fabales; Fabaceae. The record is from RefSeq and is a predicted model, not a curated record. Gene Ontology annotation, cellular component: membrane.
CUUGACAAGACACUGUACCAUUGCAAGAUUCUUCAUCUUUCUUACUUCAGCCUUCAAUUCGCUAUAACGAUGAACUCAGCAAGAUAUACAAGAUUAUCUCAAGCUUUAUUAUAGCAUGGAAUGUGGGCUAUACACCCAACACAGUAUGUAAUAAUUCUUUAUCUGUGUUGAUGCAUCAACAGGAUUAGCAUAGGUUGUUUGAAGAUUUGGUCUAAUGGGGUUUAUAGAGCUGCUUUCUGUUGCGUCUUUUCCGGUCAUCAAAGUAUUAUUGAUUACUGCAAUUGGCUUGUUUCUUGCACUGGAUAACGUAUCAAUAUUGGAAGAAGAUGCAAGGAAGAAAGUGAAUCAGCUUGUGUUUUAUGUGUUUAAUCCGUCACUGGUGGGUAGCAAUCUGGCCAAAACGAUUACUUUUGACAGUGUUGUUAAGUUGUGGUUCAUGCCGGUGAAUAUUCUUGCCACAUUCAUAUUAGGAUCAGCAUUGGGAUGGAUUUUGAUUAAAAUGACAAGGCCUCCCAAACAAAUGGAAGGUCUAAUCUUGGGUUGUUGUUCUGCUGGAAAUUUAGGGAACUUGCUUAUAAUCAUUAUUCCGGCAAUAUGUGAAGAGAGUGGAAGUCCUUUUGGUGACUCUGAUGUAUGCUAUAAAUAUGGAAUGGCUUAUGCUUCACUUUCUAUGGCGAUUGGAGCAGUUUUUAUAUGGUCAUAUGUUUACAACAUAAUGAGGAUUUCCUCAAGUAGAACUGAACCAGAAGACAAUACUAGCGAUGCCAGCAGCUUAUUGAAGGCUUCAGAGGAAAUAUCAGAUUCAGAGUCACACCAAGCCAAUUUUUCAGAAACACUUGAUCCUACAGAAGACGUCAUGGAUGAUGUUUAUACCUUAUUGCUUCCUGACGCAGAAUCAAAUGAAAAAGCUUCAAUUUCAAGUAAAAUUAAGCAAUGCUUGAGGAAGAUUUCAAGCAACUUAAAUUUAAAAGCCAUCUUUGCGCCUUCAACACUUGGAGCUAUUGUUGGAUUUAUCAUUGGUAUAAUAUCCCCAUUACGUAAUUUCAUUAUAGGUAGUAGCGCUCCUCUUCAUGUGGUUGAAGAAUCUGCUUACAUGUUGGGUGAGGCAGCCAUCCCUACUCUCACUCUCAUAAUGGGUGCAAAUCUACUUAAAGGUUUGAAAGGAACAAGUCCUCCAGUGUGGACCAUUGUGGGAAUUAUAGCGGUGAGAUACAUUUUCUUGCCUCUUCUGGGUGUUGCUGUUGUGAAAGGGGCGAUACAUUUGAGUUUAGUGCGUUCAGACGCCUUGUAUCAGUUUGUGCUUCUACUUCAAUAUGCACUUCCACCAGCUAUGAAUAUAGGCACCAUAGCUCAAUUGUUCGGAGCUGGUGAAAGUGAAUGUUCUGUUAUCAUGUUAUGGACAUAUGCUUUUGCGUCGGUUGCAGUUACCCUUUGGUCAACUUUCUUCAUGUGGCUAGUGGCAUGAUUUUGGAUUGGUGGAAAAAAUAUUUUUAAAAUCGGUCAUUUUUUAUAUUUAAAAUUAAUUAUCUGAUCAAUUUUAAAAGAGUCGAUUUUAAAAAGUAGGGCUUUUAAUAUCAGUCAACGACCGAUGUUAAAAGUCUAACUUUUAAAAUCGGCUCAUGCAUGAUCAAUGUUAAAAGUCUAACUUUUAAUAUCGGUUAUGGAAUGACCGAUGUUAAAAAUGGUUAACUUUUUUAAAAUAUUUGACUUGUUUUAGGAGGAUCAUUGAACAAAACUUGCAAAUUAAUAAAAUAUCAGACAAUUCAUAUGUUUUAAAUGGAC